CGGAAACGCAAAGCUGCUGUGUAAUUGUAGAAUUUAGCAACGGAGUCACAACCUACUUCGUGACAAAGCCGUUUUUAUCCACACUAAAAUGCCAGACUAUUUGGGAGACGACCAACGAAAGACAAAGGAAGGGGAAAAGGAUGACGCACCUAUCAGAGCUUUGGACGAGGGAGACAUUGCUCUGCUCAAAACAUAUGGUCAAAGCACCUACUCCAGACAGAUCAAACAAGUGGAAGAUGAUAUUCAGCAGCUUCUCAAGAAGAUCAAUGAGCUUACAGGAAUCAAGGAGUCAGACACAGGCUUGGCUCCACCGGCGCUCUGGGAUUUAGCUGCUGACAAGCAGACUCUGCAGAGCGAACAACCAUUGCAGGUUGCAAGAUGCACAAAGAUCAUCAAUGCAGAUUCUGAAGAUCCCAAAUACAUCAUCAAUGUCAAACAGUUUGCCAAGUUUGUGGUGGACCUGAGUGACCAGGUGGCUCCAACUGACAUUGAGGAGGGCAUGAGAGUUGGUGUUGACAGGAACAAGUAUCAGAUCCACAUUCCUUUGCCUCCAAAGAUUGAUCCUACUGUCACCAUGAUGCAGGUGGAGGAGAAGCCUGAUGUGACUUACAGUGAUGUUGGUGGAUGCAAGGAGCAGAUAGAGAAGCUGAGAGAAGUGGUUGAAACGCCACUGCUCCACCCUGAGAGGUUUGUCAAUCUGGGCAUCGAGCCACCUAAAGGCGUACUUCUGUUUGGCCCCCCUGGUACUGGGAAGACCCUGUGUGCCCGUGCUGUUGCUAAUCGAACUGAUGCCUGCUUCAUCAGAGUUAUUGGUUCUGAGUUGGUGCAGAAAUAUGUGGGAGAGGGAGCCAGGAUGGUCCGGGAACUCUUUGAAAUGGCCAGGACUAAGAAGGCUUGUUUAAUCUUCUUUGAUGAAAUUGAUGCCAUUGGGGGUGCUCGUUUUGACGAUGGUGCCGGUGGGGACAAUGAGGUCCAGAGGACCAUGCUGGAGCUCAUCAACCAGCUGGAUGGCUUUGACCCUCGAGGGAACAUCAAGGUCCUCAUGGCCACCAACCGCCCAGACACGCUGGACCCGGCCCUGAUGAGACCGGGCCGUCUGGACCGCAAGAUCGAGUUCAGCCUGCCCGACCUGGAAGGUCGCACCCAUAUAUUCAAGAUUCAUGCUCGCUCCAUGAGUGUGGAGAGAGACAUUCGCUUUGAGCUUCUGGCUCGCCUUUGUCCCAACAGCACUGGUGCCGAGAUCCGCAGCGUGUGCACGGAGGCCGGCAUGUUUGCCAUCAGAGCUCGCAGGAAGAUCGCCACGGAGAAGGACUUCCUGGAGGCCGUGAACAAGGUGAUCAAAUCAUACGCCAAGUUCAGCGCCACCCCAAGAUACAUGACGUACAACUGAGUGUUUCUGAAAUGGAAUUUCACUGUCACAUCAUUGUUGUUCAUUAAAAAUAAAGUUUAUUCAAUA
Cololabis saira (Pacific saury) is the source of this 1456-nucleotide messenger RNA. It is a transcript of the gene psmc2, whose product is annotated as proteasome 26S subunit, ATPase 2. The coding region runs from base 89 to 1390 and encodes 433 amino acids. Gene Ontology annotation, molecular function: ATP hydrolysis activity; proteasome-activating activity; ATP binding. Gene Ontology annotation, cellular component: proteasome regulatory particle, base subcomplex. Gene Ontology annotation, biological process: proteasome-mediated ubiquitin-dependent protein catabolic process. The record is from RefSeq and is a predicted model, not a curated record. NCBI's taxonomy places the organism in Eukaryota, Metazoa, Chordata, Actinopteri, Beloniformes, Belonidae. The transcript is spliced from 12 exons.